AUGAACUCUCUCCUGGCAUUCCUUGUGCUGUUUGCCUGGGGCUUGUCCCCAGCUCCUGGGAGCCUCUGGAAUCUGCACGAGAUGAUCACAAAGGUGACGGGGAGGAACGCCUUGCUGUACUAUUCCUUCUAUGGCUGCUACUGUGGUAUGGGGGGCAGAGGGCAGCCCAAGGACCCCACCGACAAGUGCUGCCAGCUGCAUGAUACCUGCUACAACAACCUCAUCAGGUACAGCUGCAAUGCCAAGAUGAAGAACUAUCACUACAGCUGGUCGGGUGGCAGCCCCUCCUGCCAAAAGGACAACUUGUGUGGGAAGUUCUCCUGUGAGUGUGACCGCAGCCUGGCACUCUGCCUGAAGAGGAACCUGGGGAGCUACAGCAAACGCUACCGCUUCUAUCCCAAGCACCAGUGCCAGUGA
This is a messenger RNA of Chaetura pelagica (chimney swift), 417 nucleotides long. RefSeq names its product acidic phospholipase A2 PLA-1-like. The record is from RefSeq and is a predicted model, not a curated record. Gene Ontology annotation, molecular function: calcium ion binding; phospholipid binding. Gene Ontology annotation, biological process: lipid catabolic process; arachidonate secretion; phospholipid metabolic process. The transcript has 4 exons. Lineage: Eukaryota; Metazoa; Chordata; Aves; Apodiformes; Apodidae. The coding region runs from base 1 to 417 and encodes 138 amino acids.